CCACAAUCCUCCAGGCCCACAGGAAAACACCAAGACCAAAAAUAACAGGAUCAAAAGUCAUCAGCUGAACUUGAUUACAUUCAGUAUUCACUCAAGAAACAAGAAAGAGAAAUAUGCCGCUUAAUUUAGUACAGAGCACCUCAACAUUUCAAUCAUCUUUGCAAAAAACAGCAACAAUUACUCAUUUCAAGUUGUACAAUCACAACCCAUUUGCUGUUACUACUACUACUACUUUGCUUCCUAAAACUCUUCUUCCUGAUUUUCCAAUUAAACCCACAUUAACCCUCAAAUAUUUUCUUAAUUCUAGAGCUUAUUGUAAGAAAAAUUACUUGGGUCACUCUAAUACAAGCUCAAUUUCUGCUUCUUUACUUGAAAACCCUAUCUUGUGGGCUGGAAGAAUUUGUGUAUUUUAUGCUCUUUUAAAGGCUGGUUUAGCUGGAUCUCAGUCUAAUCCUAUACUUUCAGAUUUAGGGGCUGGAAUCAGUCAGGAUGAUGCUGAUUUGGGGUUCUCUAAGUGGUUGGAGAAGUUCCAGAAGAAUCCAGACAAAGAAGCUGCCGACAAGCGGAAGUUGGUGAGCAAAUGGCAUCCUACAACAAAAGGAACACUAAGAAGGAACUAUAGGAUACCUUCCAAACCAGAAGGGAGACGGCUUCUUAAAGCUAUUGCAUCCUUACUCUCUGAAGAUGAUCACUUCAUAGAUGCUACUUCCCACAAGGGUUGCCAAGUUAGAAGGGAGAGUGCGCACGGAGAAAGUGUAUGCUGCAACAAUGUUAGAGCAUUAUUUGACGAGCUCCCAACGCCACAUCUUAUAGUUGAGAUCACACCCUUUCCUGCUGGACCUCUAACAGAGAAGGAUUAUGCGAAAGCAGAGAAACUAGAGAAGGUCCUCAGAUCUAGCCCUUCUGUUUGAUUUUGCUCCAGAGAGCUUGGCGACUAACUUUGUAAAUAAUGACACCUGACACAGUUGCAUUUUUAAGACUUGUGUUCAUCGCUCUAUCGCUUUGUUCCCAGAGGGCAUUGAGCCCUAGUUCUAUGAAUCAACGGGGUUAUGUAGUUGUGGUGAAAGAAUAAUCCUUCAGUUUUAUAGUUUUAUGAUGCAUUUUACUUCCA
Molecule: messenger RNA, 1111 nt
Organism: Beta vulgaris subsp. vulgaris (sugar beet)
Lineage: Eukaryota; Viridiplantae; Streptophyta; Magnoliopsida; Caryophyllales; Amaranthaceae
Exons: 4
Coding region: 114-911 (265 amino acids)
Cellular component (GO): chloroplast envelope
Source: RefSeq, a predicted model, not a curated record